Molecule: messenger RNA, 957 nt
Organism: Funneliformis geosporum
Lineage: Eukaryota; Fungi; Glomeromycota; Glomeromycetes; Glomerales; Glomeraceae
Source: the annotation of a GenBank genome assembly
AUGAGUAGGGUCGGAACUAGUAUUGCUAUUAUAGCAGUCUCCAUUUCACUUGUAAUAUUGUUAUUAAGUUAUGCAGGUACAAAAGUGGACGUUGAUAUACCACAAGACAAUAGUACUCACACCGGAUAUCCCGUUUGGCAUCCUCCUUUUCCAGGGCAUUAUGGUCAAGAUCAAUAUGCAACAAUCUUUGGCUCAGUAAUAUUGAUGGCAAUCAGUGGAUAUUUUGCAUAUAAAUGGACAAUGUUUGAUACGAAAACUAACGAAGAGUUGGUAACAUAUUUGGUUGAUAGAGCUGCAAACAAAACAACCACCAUUUACUUUGACCAAUUAUUAGCCGCAUACUCGUUAGUUACAGGAAUAACAGGAAUUGCAUACCUCGCAUUUGAUAUUGGUAAAAUUUGGUCUACGGUUGGAGUGUUUCAUAAUGGUUUGGAAGUUGUUAUAUUAGUUGCUUUACAUCAAGGAGGAAGAAUCGUUUCAAACAAAUUUUUAGCUUGGAUGAUUCUUUACUUUGUGUCCACCUUAGGUUUUAGUAUCUUUUUAGAUUGGCCUUAUGACACCGUUUGGUUUAAGAUGCAGGGUCUAUGUCAGGAUUUUGCGUUGGCGAUUACAUUUACGCGCAUAUAUUUUGCUACUCGUAAUGGUUAUGGGGACGAAACUCAUCAGCGUCUUUUUGAUGUAGAAAGACCAAGAGAAAACAACGGUGUUAAAGAAUAUAUUUUUGGUUCCGUUUCACGUUUCACUCCUAAACAUGCAAAAGAAACAUCGCAAACUUUACCAAAAUUUCCAAUAUUAUUUAUAAAUCCACUAGUUUACAAAAUCCUUUUGAUAAGAUUAAAAGUACCUACUAUAGCUACUAAUAAUCAAGGUGAUUUUGAAGCUGAAUUAGCUGUAAAAACUUGUAAAAAUGUUGAUAGAGAGAAUGCUUUACGACAUGUCUUGGGAUAUACUGUGUAA